GCCGGCAGAGGCGCGGUGAGCACUGCUCGUGCCCGCAGCUUGUCGCUCGCGCCCCGGAGCGCCGCCGGGUCUCUGGAGUCCGCCGCAUCCUUUGUGCGGACCCUUGAGUUUCGCUGCGGAGCAGCAGGACGAAAUGUGGACGCCGCGGGAGCUUUAUUUCCCUGCCUAAAUUCUUGAAACAAUGGACGGUUAGGGGAGCAUGGAUUGAGGGGGAGGCGAGCGGGGAAGCGAGCCGCCUGGGGAAUCAUGACUUCUGCCGCCGAGAUUAAGAAGCCACCACUGGCCCCCAAACCAAAGUUUGUGGCAAAUAAUAAGUCAGUACCACCUCCUAUUGCACCCAAACCUGAUAUUGUGAUUUCUAGUGUUCCACAGUCAACAAAGAAAGCCAAACCAGCAAUAGCCCCAAAACCAAAAGUUCUGAAAAGCUCACCUGUUUGUGACAUCAGGCAGUCACCAUCAAGGAAAAGCAUCGUGAAUCUGGAAGAACAUAAACAGGAAUUACCUGAAAGUGCUGACAGCUCUUCUUGCAAAAAGAAGCACACUUCCACAGACAGCCCAGAAACGAAUGAGGGCUGUAACUCCAACGGACAGUUCAGAAUUGAAUUUUCAGACUUGACACCUUCCCAGUCCAGCUUUGAAAAGGUUCCUGAUCACUACUGCCUCCUGCAACUUCCUAUCAAUGAACUUCAAAAUAUUGAAACUUGUCAGGAUGACAGUGAAAAAAGCCAUAUUUGCUUUCAUUCAUCUGAACAAGAAGCUCUGGCACAUGGUAAAAGGAGUACUUUUUUAUCUUCAGAUGGAGUUAGUAAGAACUCAGAAGUCAAAGACCUUGGUCCCUUAGAACUUCACUUAGUAUCAUGUACUUCAAAAUUUCCAACUCCCAAGCCCAGAAAGACACGUGCCGCACGGCUGUUUCGUCAAGAGCACGUAGAUACUCCUACUGAAAGUACCGAAAAACCAGAGAAUUUAGACAGUAACUCUUCUUGUCUUUUUGAAGAUAGUUUGAAAAACAAUGAAAUCAUUUAUCAGAAUGUUUUGUAUAACCAGGAACAGGUGAACAAAGUGAAACCAGGAAAGAAAAGUGAAUUGAAUGUGGACUCCAACAGUGACAGACAAAACUUAGUUGAUUCCCAGAAAGCCAUGUGUCAUGAAACACCUUCCUCUGAAGAAAUGACACCUUCUUUGGAUACAGAUUCUAAUUUGAGUUCCGACAGCAAGACAAUAGAUGGUUCUAGUAUGUCACCUGCUGUGGACAAACGGACCAGUUUUAUAAGAUGCAGUACUGUAUCUAUGAGCCUGCCUAAGCAGCUGAAAUUAGCUUGCAACAAACGUUUACCUAUGGCCUGUAACUUGGAAGGGGCUGUCCCUCAAAUGCAAAAGGAAUCUACAAUGAAAGAUGUAAGUUCCUCAAAAAUUGUCCCCAAAAAACCUCAAAGACACAGCUUGCCUGCUGCAGGAAUGCUUAAAAAGGCUGCCUCAGAGGAGCUUAUGGAGAAAAGUUCAUAUUCCUCAAAUGAAGAAAAAAAGGACCCGGAAAGAAAUCACCAACAAUUGUGUGCCCAAAACCAUGGUACGUCGUCCUCCUUUGAGAUGUCCAAAAGGACUUUAGAAAAGCCAGUGUGGAAAUUACCUCAUCCUAUUUUACCCUUUAAAGGGAACCCAGAAUCCUUAAAGUCUAUCACCACAUCCUCAAAUAGUGAGCCUUCAAAUGCCCUGACCAAGCCUAGAGCAAAAUCACUGUCUGCUGUGGAUAUGGAUAGGUGCACUAAGCCUUGCAAAGAUUCUCAAAGGAAACACUCUUUAAAGAAGUUGCUCAACAUGAAGCUGUCCAUCUGUUUCAUGAAGAGUGACUUCCAGAAAUUUUGGUCCAAGAGUAGCCAACUUGAAGGCACAAUCGCUGGCAGACUCUCAGGUGGGGAGGGAAAAGAGAUUGAAAGUGAUUGGCAUGGUGUAUUAGUUGAAGAGAAGAGAAAUAAACCCAUCAAGUCAUAUUCUGCAGAUAACUACAGUCUGGAAUCUCAAAAGAAGAGGAAGAAGUCUCGGGGCCAGAGCAGUGCAACUAAUGGACCAAGAGCUGAGUCUUUGGAUGACCAAAUGCUCUCUAGGGAGGCAACAUCUCAGGCGCCUUGUAAAUCUGUUACAAGUGACUAUGCACCAGAUUAUGAAAAUGUACGCCAUUAUGAGGAAAUACCCGAGUAUGAGAACUUUCCACUUGGUAUGGCUGUCGGGAAAACUCUAGAGUUGGAAAGGCAGAAUUCCAGCAGCAUGGAGGACACUGAUGCAAAUGUGUAUGAGAUAGAAGACCUGUAUGAAGCUUCAGAUGGCCAGCUGCAACUUGGACCUACACAGCAGCAUUCCAGUUGUGAAGCAUCCCAGGAGGUACACAGUGAUGUGGACCUUGGUCUUGGUGACCUUCCUUCAGAUGAAGAGGAAGUCAUCAACAGUUCUGAUGAAGAUGAUGUCAGCUCUGGUUCUAGCAAAGGGGAGCCUGACCUGCUGGAAGAUAAACAGGUAGAGGGUGAAGAUACUGGAAUAAAAAGUAAAGUCCAUUAUAUUGCCAAGGAGAUCAUGAGCUCAGAGAAAGUGUUUGUGGAUGUGUUAAAACUUUUGCAUAUCGAUUUCCGGGAUGCUGUUGCUCAUGCUUCCAGACAACUUGGGAAACCAGUGAUUGAGGACCGGAUCCUAAAUCAGAUACUAUACUACUUGCCUCAGCUGUACGAGCUCAACCGGGAUCUCCUGAAGGAACUAGAGGAGAGAGUGUCAAACUGGACAGAACAACAAAGAAUUGCUGAUAUCUUUGUAAAGAAGGGGCCAUAUCUAAAAAUGUAUUCCACAUACAUCAAAGAAUUUGAUAAGAAUAUAGCUUUGCUGGAUGAGCAGUGCAAGAAAAACCCAGGUUUCGCUGCUGUUGUUAGAGAAUUUGAGAUGAGCCCACGCUGUGCUAAUCUGGCCCUCAAGCACUACCUGCUCAAGCCAGUUCAGAGGAUCCCCCAGUACAGGCUGCUGCUAACAGAUUAUUUGAAAAAUCUUUUAGAAGACUCUGGAGAUUACAGAAAUACUCAAGAUGCCCUUGCUGUUGUUAUAGAGGUAGCCAACCACGCCAAUGACACCAUGAAGCAAGGAGACAACUUCCAAAAACUUAUGCAAAUUCAGUACAGCUUAAAUGGACACCAUGAAAUCGUGCAGCCUGGACGGGUUUUUCUCAAAGAAGGAACUCUGAUGAAGCUGUCUCGGAAAGACAUGCAGCCCCGAGUGUUCUUCCUGUUUAAUGAUGCCCUAUUGUAUACAACACCAGUACAGUCUGGGAUGUAUAAACUGAACAACAUGCUCUCAUUGGCUGGAAUGAAGGUAAAAAAACCUACCCAAGAAGCAUAUCAGAAUGAACUACAGAUUGAGAGUGUAGAACGUUCCUUCAUUCUCUCAGCCAGUUCUGCCACAGAAAGGGAUGAAUGGCUAGAAGCGAUUUCCAGGUCAAUAGAAGAGUAUGCCAAGAAAAGAAUCACAUUCUGCCCUAGUAGGAGUCUUGAUGAGGCAGACUCAGAAAAUAAAGAGGAAGUUUGUCCCCUUGGAUCAAAGGCUCCUAUCUGGAUUCCUGAUACCAGAGCCACAAUGUGUAUGAUCUGCACAAGUGAAUUUACUCUGACCUGGAGACGACAUCACUGCCGGGCCUGCGGAAAGAUUGUGUGCCAAGCUUGUUCAUCAAAUAAGUGUGGCUUAGAUUACCUGAAAAAUCAACCAGCAAGAGUAUGUGAAUAUUGUUUUCAAGAACUGCAGAAAUUAGAUCACCAGCACUCUCCUAAGAUUGGAUCUCCCGGAAAUCACAAAUCUUCAAGUGCCUUAUCAUCAGUCUUACAGAGUAUUCCAUCAGGGAGGAAACAGAAAAAAAUCCCAGCGGCUCUCAAAGAAGUAUCAGCAAAUACAGAAGAUUCUUCCAUGAGUGGCUAUUUGUACAGGUCAAAGGGCCAUAAAAAACCUUGGAAACACUUUUGGUUUGUCAUAAAAAAUAAAGUGCUAUAUACAUAUGCUGCAAGUGAGGAUGUGGCAGCUAUGGAGAGUCAACCUUUAUUAGGAUUCACUGUCACUGAAGUCAAAGAUGAGAAUUCAGAGUCCAGGGUAUUUCAUUUACUGCAUAAAAACAUGGUAUUUUAUGUAUUCAAAGCAGAUGAUGCUCACUCAGCUCAGAAGUGGAUAGAAGCAUUUCAGGAAGGCACAAUAUUAUAGCAGUAUUGGUCUCAUCUCUUCUGUGAUUUCAAAAGGGUGGAAUUUCAUCAGAAUGGAGUAAAUACAGUAUAAAAAUUUAAUACAAAUGAACACUGCCAAGAUAAAUGUAACCAAAAUUUUCAUCAAAUAUAAAAAAUUAUUUUGUUAGGUAUAAUUUUUUUAAAUGUUUGUUUUUUCCAUGUAUGUUAUUUAUUAAAAUUUUGAUGUUUACUUAAGUCAGAAUUACUUCUGAAAUUCACACUGAAUUCUAAAGUACCUUUUCUUUAGAAAUUAGAAAAUGUAUCUUAAUACUGUAUGCUGUAUUAACUGUUUGUGACAUAGUCCACACUGUUUUCUCAAUGUGUUUUACAGUGUUACAUUGUAAUAAUGUUCUCACUAGUGGUAAGUCUUUGUAAAUGAAAAAACACACAUCAAGGAGCAAGUUUCAUGCAAUGUUUGGUUUAGAAAUUAUGAUUAGAAAACCGCUUAUGACAAGAAAUGUGUAUCUUUAAGUCAGUAAACUAAGAUGAAUUUUUAUCUUUAAUGGGAAAACACAUGGCCAACUUCUACCUCCGUAACUGUGAAAUGAAAUUCUAAUAAAUUUUCCCAAGCAUUUCUACUAUGAUGCACCUCUUUUGGCAUGAGAUAAUGUUACAUCAUAAAGGAAUUAUAGCAGAGGGGAAGAGUCUGGAUUUUUAUUUAACCGAAUAUACGUAGGAAAUAAGAUGUUUUCAUUUGUAGAGGAACACAAAUUAAAUCUAUAGACUUUACAUUAAUUCAGUCUAAACUUUUUUUAAAGCUACCAGUUCUACACAAAUAUAAGUGUAUUGUUUUUUUUUUUAAAUGUAAAAUAUGGCAAGCAUUAUAUUACAUAGUGUCCCUUGUUACUGUAAGUGUUCUGAGCCCAAGUCAAUAGUGGUAUUUGUAUCUAAAAAGAAUGUUACAUUUCCUUUGUGCUUUUAAAAAUGAACUGGAAUUAUCGUAUCAAAAAAGCACAAAUUUUAAGCCAGUAUUAAUUGAAAUUGUAUAGUAUUCUUUUUUGAAAAAGAGUUUUUUACUACCAGUUUGUGUUAGGUCCUCCCUGGUAAAUUUUUUAAAAGUCCGUUAUUUCUUUAACCAACUAUCAGUGCACCUCAGUAGGAAAGAUUUAUAUUCAUAAUUCUGGUGCACUUAUUGUUUAACAUAGGAACUACUUUGUAAAUAAAAUUGGUUCACAGAAGAAAAAUGAACACUGAUUAAAGCCAUUCCUGAUGUUCAUAGGAAGAUUUAUUGACUGAGCUUAAAUUAUAUGUAAAUUAUCCUAAAAGGCAAAAUUAUUCAUUGAAUAUUUCAUUAACCAACACAAGAAUUUUCCUUUCUUUUGCAUAAGGGAUUUCCUGAUUCACUGUGAUAUUUAUGAUUGCCAAGAGAAUUCAAGUGCCUUUCUGAGGCCUCUUGAAUGUUUUUUGUUGCAGCACCAGAGUCCCUGUUAAAUGUAGAGUUGGCUGUCCUUUUUUUCUGGCUUUUGCUUGCUGUGGAAUCAUUUUAAACGUUGUUGCCAUCUCACACACAAUCCUCACAUGCUACCUCUCCUGUCCUGCUACUGUGGGUAAACUAAUAGUCUUUGCAGCUCAUUAAUUUUAAUCAAGAUAGCAUGAAUUGGGCUUCCAUGUUAAAAAUCCCUGCACUUUUUAGUAUAACCUUUUUGGAGACCAAGGUUAUACUUUAUAAAGUAUUUCCUUCUGCAUCAUUGGGCUUAGCACUUCACAAAACAGUAAGUUAUUUAGAGUUCUUCCCCCUCCUCUUAAGCUCUCAACCUUCUGACUACAGGUUUGGUUUAAACCUCAGAAUCUUAGAAAAUAUCAGGCAGGCUAUUCUAGCUUUCAACAGUUGGCUGAAUCAAGAACCAGUUAUAAAUCUAAAUAGAAGAAACAUUGCACAAACUUCUAGUGAUUCUUCUAAUUACACGUGAAACUCAUGUAUGAUUAUACUAGCUAUUGGCUUAGCCCCAUGGAGGGUUUUGCAAAAUAUAAAAUACAGCCUCUUGAGGAAGCUACCAGAUUACAACCCCAAACCCCAUAAAGAUGUCUUAAAUGUGGAAUAGUUUUAUAUUCCCUUUCCCCCUUAUCAAUCCUCAUAACUUACUAAAGCUGAUCAAUUAUUUAUUUAAACUGGCUAAUUCAAUGUCAACCGAAAAACCUAAUUAUAUACGUUUUGUUGUAAAGCUACUUUGAAAAUAUCUCUUGAUAGCUAACAUUUUAAGGGGGUGGGAAUGAUAUAUUGGGUACAUCCUAUAAAUGAGGAGAAAGUAUAAAUAGUACCUAGAUCCCAAGAACACUGUAUUUAUUAUACUGAUACAUGUGCUUCCAUCAAAUCUUUUCAAGUAACUCCUUUUAUUCAUGAGGAGGAGAAAGAAGAGCAGUUAUAAAGUUAAGCCAAAGGGAUUCUGAAGUAACUUAGACAAGAGAUGGCAGUUUAAACCAGGGGAUGGUUGCAUUCUUAGGGUGUGUCCCCAGCCAGUGGCAUCUGUAAAUGUAGAGGACCCACCAGAGUCCUAGGAAAAUGAGAAUGGUUAUUUUUGGGAUCAUCCCACAUUUUGGGACCUCUCUGCAACCUUCCCCGCCCCCACCCCCACCCCGUUCCCUAAUGUAUCCAGUGUGCUAGAGUCCUUUGCCCAAGACACUUAAUUCUUUCCUCAAUCAAAUGCUUGAUUCUUUGUGUAUGUAAUAGCAUUUCUUAAAAAUGAGAUCAUCAGAGCAACCUUUGUUUAAUAUAAAGAUGUGAUGAAACAAGUGAAGAAGACAACUUUAAAGUGUAGUUUUGUUAGCCAAAUGUGUAUUUUAUAUUUGAUUGGUAGAAUAUAUCCAGGGAAAUAGGGAAAGCCAGGUAUAAAGUAAUUUAGUUAAAAUGUAAAUGUCAUCACAGCAUAUGUUGAUAUGUCCUGGAAUGUGCUUUCACUGUACUGUUUUUGAAGUCUGAGAGGCAGUGUAGUCAGAUAUAAUCACUGAGAUUUCCAGAAGUAAGUCCUAUUUCUCUUACUGUACUAUACACUCCUGGAAGGCAGAUGCUAUGUCUAAUGUCUCAAUUUCUCACAAAAUACCUACCUUCUUUCUGUCUUUUAAGAGAUAAUAUUUAUUAAAUAUUGUUUUAAUAUUUGUUUCUUCUACAAAGGACAUGAUUCUUGUCAUCUACAUCUCAAGCACAGCUCUCCAAAUGCCUACAUUACAACUCAUUUCUUAGACCUACACAUUCCACCAUCCUGCAAGGCCACAUUUGCAACUACCACUUGGACACUGACACACGAGUCCUUAAGCAUUUUAAACUUUACAUCACUAAAACUCACUUUUCUUUUAAUCUGUUUAUUUUCUUCUGUGAUGAAAAAACAGCGUUGUACUCUCCAGAAUCUGACUCUGAGUCUCAACAGGGCCCUCUGCAAUUGCUCUUGUAUCCUUUCCAUCUUCAUUGCCCUUCUGUUGUUGCACAGACCCUUGUUACUUCUUUCCAAUGACUGGAAUAACUCUUCUUCUGAUUUCAAUGCCUUCCUUGCACCGUCCCACUUUAAACACUUCCAGAGCCAUCUUCUAAAGCAUAGCUCUGCUUUCAUCCUGCUCUUCCACUUCCGUUGGCUUCCCAGUGGCUUGGCAUGGAACACUUUUCCCCAGGUAUCAUGCACUCCAGCUAAUCCCAACCCAACCUUCCUCUGUCCAGUUUGUUUUCUCACCCUCUCUUCCACCCCCAUUUCUGCCUAUUUAUCCAAGACUUCUCUGAAGUUGAUCCCUCGUCCUUCUCUUCCCUACUUCUCUCCUGUUUCUUCCGGCUAGAUCUAGUUUUCCCUUCCUCUAUAUUCCCAUAGACUUUAGCUCAUAAACAGACUUUCUUAUGGUACUUAUCACAUUCUGUCCUGGAGACCAGCAACUGCAUCUUAUUCUUUUGAGAUUCCCCCUCAGCAUCUGGCAGAGUGCCUAUAAUUGUUGGAUAUUCAGUGUUUGUUUGAUAAAUUACUUCAAAUGGAUCCCCCCCUUUUUUUAGUAUCCCCAAUACACAAAUAUCAUUCAGGAGCUUAUGCCACUUUUAAAGUUAUUUUCUAAGAGAAAAUCUUUCCUACAACUUUUUUCCCCCUUUAAGAAAAGAGAUAAGUAAUUUCUAGUAGUAUUUUCUUUUUAAGAUGAAGGUGGCAGUAAAUUUUCAAAACGCCUCAAUGUAUCAAAUUCCUUUUUUCUGCUGUGGGGAGAGAUUAAAAGGGGGCAGCCUUUUCUUUUAUAUAAGUUGGUCAUAGCAUCUUGAAAACCAAUCUUAAAAUGCUAUUGUUUCUUUAAAUGACUUACAAAUUUCUAUAAAUACUUUUUACUUAAAGUGAUAAUAGUCUGUAUCUUAUUGUCCACAGAGAUCUACUAGUAAAUCCUUUAUAAAUCAAAUGUUAGCAUUGUAAAUAAUGUUAAUAUGUAUUUAUACAAAAUAAAUUUAUCUACUUUUGAUGUGA
Myotis myotis is the source of this 8659-nucleotide messenger RNA. RefSeq names its product FYVE, RhoGEF and PH domain containing 6 (gene FGD6). Gene Ontology annotation, molecular function: metal ion binding; guanyl-nucleotide exchange factor activity. Gene Ontology annotation, cellular component: cytoplasm. The transcript has 22 exons. Bases 247 to 4221 code for a protein of 1324 amino acids. NCBI's taxonomy places the organism in Eukaryota, Metazoa, Chordata, Mammalia, Chiroptera, Vespertilionidae. The record is from RefSeq and is a predicted model, not a curated record.